Molecule: messenger RNA, 1176 nt
Organism: Naegleria lovaniensis
Lineage: Eukaryota; Heterolobosea; Eutetramitea; Acrasida; Naegleriidae
Exons: 2
Coding region: 1-1176 (391 amino acids)
Biological process (GO): 7-methylguanosine mRNA capping
Cellular component (GO): nucleus
Molecular function (GO): mRNA 5'-cap (guanine-N7-)-methyltransferase activity
Source: RefSeq, a predicted model, not a curated record
AUGCAAAAUCCCAUCAACUUUAGAUCAGCUGGUACCAUUAACCCUUCUCAAUCAGCAGCAACCGGAUCAUCAUCGGGUAGUAGUGGAAACGGAGGUGGAUCCAACACCACCGCUACAGGUGCUCAAAAAAAGCAACAUAAAUAUCCAAAGAGAUUGAGUCAAAAUCAAGAGAAAAGAGUGGAAGGAUCUGGCAGCGCAUCAUCAUACAGACCAACAACAUCAACUUUAUCUAAAACUAGAGUAGAAGAAAUGUAUAAUAGCAGAACCAAUCAAGAUAGAGAUACUAGGAAUGCUUCCCCGAUUAUUCCGUUGAGAAAUUUUAAUAACUGGGUAAAGGGAGUAUUGAUUUAUAAAUAUGUGCCUAUGCAGUCAGUGGUAUUAGAUAUCAGUUGUGGAAAAGGAGGUGAUCUCUUCAAGUACCAUUUUCGUAAUAUCAAAUAUUAUGUCGGCGCAGAUAUUGCUCAUGCUUCACUUGUGGAUUGUAGUACUAGAUAUAAUGAAAAUUCUGCUCAGUUUAAAUUCCCAAUCACACUUAUACAUGCUGAUGUUGGCAAGACGCAUAUUGAUCCUGCUCUACCAAGAGGGUUGCUUUUUGACGCUGUCAGCUGUCAGUUUGCUGCCCACUACAUGUUUGAUGCCGAAGAACAUGCAAGAAUGCUUCUUAGAAAUGUUACUGAUCGCUUGAAAAAUGGUGGUAAAUUUAUUCUAACCACCUCCGAUGCCUAUGUGCUUGUUAAAAUGCUCAGAAACGUCCAAGGAUAUACGCUCAAGAAUGAUGUUUUUGAAGCUACAUUCCAUUGCGCCCCUGACAAAUCUUUUCCUAACGUUUUUGGUAAUCGCUACGAUUUUCAAUUGAUAGAUGCUGUAGACCUAUGUCCUGAAUAUCUUGUCCCUCCAAAACAAUUCAUUGACUUGGCUAGAGAAUUUAAUUUACAUAUUGUAGAGCAUUUGAACUUCCAUGAUUUUUAUGAAAAGUAUGGAAGCAAUCAGGAAACUAAGGUCAAUGUUAAGCCAGAACUAAAGUUGGAGGGCAUGACGGAAGAUCUUUGGACAGCUAUCUAUUUAUACAGAGCCUUUGUUUUUGAAAAGCGAGGAGGUCCAGUUCCCCAAGAUCAGUAUCAAAUGCCAACUGGCUACAAAAAGCUUUCUCAGUCUGACAUUAUUUCAUUGAAAUAA